Molecule: messenger RNA, 1965 nt
Organism: Naegleria gruberi
Lineage: Eukaryota; Heterolobosea; Eutetramitea; Acrasida; Naegleriidae
Exons: 3
Coding region: 1-1965 (654 amino acids)
Source: RefSeq, a predicted model, not a curated record
AUGUCUCUACGAUUAGAAGAUGAAGAAGAUACAAAUACACAACAUUCUGCUCAUCAGCCCAGCCCUUCGGAUGAAAUGCACGAUAUCGAGUUGGAGGAAAUUAAUGCAAAGAAAAAGAAUUUGCAAUUAACACCAAGUGAUGAUGCCAAUGGUGCUGCAACAAAUGCACCAAAACAAGAAACACCAUUACCUUGGAAACAAAUUUCUAUUGUUUUCUUUAUUUAUCUAGUAGAUAGUUUGAGUAUUACUUCAAUUUUUGCAUACAUCGGAUUUAUGGUUGCCGACUUUCAUAUUGUUGCCCGAUUAGAACAAUUUGUAGUUGGUGGUGUCUUCUCUAGACCUAACAUUCAAUAUCCUGAAUUUAUGAAAUUGUUCCCUGAGUGGAUUUAUGAUUGGUGUGAAGUUUUCCCUUACUUGAUUCCAAAUAUCCUUGUCACUGUUUUGGGAUUGCUUGCUGUUGUUUUGGGAUACUUUUUCUUGGAGGAAACCAAUGUCAACAGUUCAUAUUAUAGAAAAUAUGUUUUAUCUAAAAAACCUGCUUCUGAAAUUGCAGAAAUUGAAAAGGAAUCUAAGAAAUCACUUGCUUCAAAGGCAGGUCUUGAUGAAGAACCUGUAACUACAAAGGGAAAACUCAAAUCAUUCUUCAAACAUGAAAUUUUCCAUGGUUUUGAUCCUCUUUUGACAUGUGUCUUGUACAUGUCUGUUGGUUUCAUGCAAGUCAUGUUUGAUGAAGUUUUCCCUCUCUAUGCCAUGUUACCAAUCUCUGACAAUGGCUUGAAUUUUACACCUUAUGAAAGAUUUUUCACUUUUUAUUAUUACAAAUACAAGAUUGUGGAGAGUCCCACUUCUCUCAUCCACAAUAACAGCACCAAUACCAAUAGCACCAAUGUAAUAAUACCAAAUAAUAAUUCAGUCAAUAAUGACAACAAUAGCCUAUUCGAGUAUCCUUCAAGUCAUCAUCAGCAGCAACAAGCCAAGCCAAAAUCAUCUCCGACAAGGCACGAAAAUUGUGUUAGAUUUCAACCGAGUGGUACAACAGCAAAAGAUUUGGAAAAGGCUAAACUUGAGCAGGAACAAUAUGAGAGUAAUUUGAUAUCGGCAGUUGCCUUUUUCUUGAUUGUCUUGUUUCUGAUUAUGCACUUUUUCACUCAGCAAAAGAGACAUUUUGCCAGUGAUUAUAUCUAUGGUCUGAAUAUGUCUUUAUAUUUAUUUCAUAUUCAAUUCAAUCCGAAUACAUUGAAAUUGAUCAAAUUGUCAAAUCAACACUAUCAACAACAUGAAUUUUCACAAUACCAUUUGGAUACUAUCUCACCAACAGCAAUGAAAAUGAGUAAUGGUGCAGAGGAUCAACAAUCAUCAGAAGGUGAAAAUCCAGAGGCCUACGAGGAUCAAGAUUCCAACAAUACCACCAACAGCAGCACCAUUCCACCAUCCAUUAUGGAGGAUUAUCAAAAAUCAACACCCAACGAUUUUAACUCGACACAACAAGAACAUCUCGAAGAGGAUCAUGAAAAUAAUGAAUCCUCAAUGAAAACUCUCUCCUUUUAUUCUUCAAUGGGAGAAAAUGAAUUAUCAAGUGUGGACGAUACUGAUGUACAAAUUAUGGAUGAAUGUAUUGAUGAAAAGAGAAGGGAAUAUUUUCCCUCCUCAAUAAUGAUUUUACCACCUCAUUUACAAAGACCUGAACAUUUGGAGGAAGAUAUUGAAAUUCAAGAAAGUUUGGAAAAACAAGAGAAUGAUCUCAAUCUUACAAUCAGUGUUCUCGAGGGUAUUGCCUCAGAAAGUGGAUAUGGAAUGACAAAAACUAGCAGUAAGAAUUCAACCCCAACUAAAAAGACUUCCAAUUCAAGUAAUCGAAAUAAGCGUUUAUAUUUCCAUAGGGAAAAGGAUGAUGACGAUGAUUUCAAUAAUAAUACAGAAUCCUCCUCUUUGGAAGAAACCUUUGAAGAAAAGAAGAAUAAAUAA